Messenger RNA from Neltuma alba, 577 nucleotides. RefSeq names its product RING-box protein 1a. Bases 64 to 405 code for a protein of 113 amino acids. The transcript has 5 exons. The record is from RefSeq and is a predicted model, not a curated record. Lineage: Eukaryota; Viridiplantae; Streptophyta; Magnoliopsida; Fabales; Fabaceae. Gene Ontology annotation, molecular function: zinc ion binding.
ACGUUCAAACCGCGAAGUCCCAAACUAGAAUACUCUACUUGCCAUCGUAAAUCGGUAAAUCCAAUGGCCACUCUUGAUUCCGACGUUCCGAUGGUGCCUGCCGGCGACGCAGCCGGUCCUUCUUCCAAAAAGCCUAAGCGAUUCGAGAUUAAGAAGUGGAACGCAGUCGCUCUCUGGGCUUGGGAUAUUGUUGUUGAUAAUUGUGCUAUCUGCCGGAACCACAUCAUGGAUCUCUGCAUUGAAUGCCAGGCCAACCAGGCUAGUGCCACCAGCGAGGAAUGUACCGUGGCCUGGGGGGUAUGCAAUCAUGCUUUUCACUUCCAUUGCAUCAGCAGAUGGCUUAAGACCCGUCAAGUUUGUCCUUUAGAUAACAGCGAGUGGGAGUUUCAGAAAUACGGUCACUAGAACAUACAUUUUCCAUGUUGAUGCAAAGUUUGAUUUGUCAUAAGAAAUUAUUGUACUUUCUGAUUUUUCUUGAAAGUUGAAAUUGUCUUUUAACUCUGUGAUUUAGUCAUCAGUUUAUCAAUAUUAUCAUGUACUCCUUCUAUUUUUAAAUAUAGAUAUUAACUAACUAAUU